Molecule: messenger RNA, 3399 nt
Organism: Ostrea edulis (European flat oyster)
Lineage: Eukaryota; Metazoa; Mollusca; Bivalvia; Ostreida; Ostreidae
Exons: 4
Coding region: 169-1989 (606 amino acids)
Molecular function (GO): zinc ion binding
Source: RefSeq, a predicted model, not a curated record
UGAGAAUUUAUCACCACGUUGAUAUUGUGAUUUCUUGAUUUUUUACAGGUUCAUACUGGACUUUCAUGAGGUCUUGCAGAACUGAGAAAAGGAAGUCGACGUCAAAGUGGUAAUGUUCCUAUCACACAUAAAGUGAUUGUAUUCCUAAAGACCCCGACUCUCCACAUCAUGGACACACUAGGACUCAGCACUCAGCUAAAAGUACGACAAUGUUCUCAAUGUCAGAGGGACACUGAAUUUUACUGUAACACAUGUAAACGUGAUCUGUGUUUACAUUGUAAAAAGAAACAUGUUACAGAAAAUAACACCAAAUAUCACAAUGUAGUGUUCUAUAUAACUCGUCAUACCGAGAGGAGUUUUACCACACAGUGUAAACUACGACAGUGUUCUCAAUGUCAGGGGGACACUGAGUUCUACUGCAACACAUGUAAACGUGAUCUGUGUUUACAGUGUAAAGAGAAACAUGUCAAUGAUCUAGAUACCAUAUACCAUGAUGUUGUGAUUUACCGUGAGAAGUUUAAUUGUUUCCCUUUACGAAAGACUUGUGUCAGACAUCCAAAGAGAAAAUACAGAAUGUUCUGUGAUCAGUGUAACUAUUCCGUGUGUAAGCGCUGUACAGACCACAGAACACACACGUUGGUGGAUCUUAGAACAGCCUAUCAAACAAAGCGACAACAACACAGAGAAAUCAUUGACAACAUCAGAAGUGAGACUCUCUAUAACUGUCGUGUUCUCCUGGCAGGAAUCCAAACUGAUAUCCAAACUUGUCCCCCACAAAUCUGUCACCGUCAAUCACAGAUGUCAACAAAAGCCCAGAGACUGAAGGAUAUGAUUGACACUGUGGUAUGUGAUGUUGAAACAAGAUACCGAGGUUUAUUGAUUGAUAGAAUACAACAACAGAAGAGAAAAAUGAACAGACAACUUGUUCACCUACAGAACUAUGAAGACAGAUAUGAACAAUCAGCAAACAGAGCGGUACAAUUCCUCUUGUUUAUAAAGACCAGUCGUGUCCCCCAGAUAAAGAACAGUCCUAGUCAGUUAUUGAGUGUCAUCACAGAAAUCCAAAUGACAACAGGAAAACGACAAGUAGGAAUAGACGAGUGUGUAAAACUGAUGUCCACACCUGUAUUACACACGUCUGUCUGUGUGACAGGUGUUAGUCACGGUGUGUAUCACAUAUCUCGUGUGAUGUCAGAACGGGUCUGGGUCUCUGAUGAUUAUAACAAUCUCAUCUUGACAGACACAACAGGAGACACUAUACACCGUGUGACAGAUAUAGGAUGGUAUAGAGGACACACAGUGAACAGUUCUAGUGAACUGAUUUAUAUAGACAGUAAACUUAACAUCAACAAACUGUGUACAGACAAUAAAACAGUCACCAGACUGAUACAGAGAACAUCACCAUGGAGACCACAGUGUGUGUACUGCUCCCCGUCCACUGGAGAUAUGUUGGUGGGGAUGGAUAACACUGAUACAAAGACAGGCAAGGUAACCCGGUACAACAGUAGUGCUCAACACAUCCUGACCAUAGAACACGACAACACAGGUCACACUCUGUAUAGUCGUCCUCUCUAUAUCAGAGAGAACAAUAACGGUGAUAUCAUUGUGUCUGACUACAUUAAUUCUAACCGUGGUGUUGUAGUGGUGACAGAGCGCGGGGGCAGACAUCGAUUCUCCUACACAGGACCUCCAUCAGGAUCAUCACUACGACCAUGGGGAAUCUGUACAGACGCGCUGUCACACAUCCUGGUGUGUGAUGUUAACACCGACACAGUACAGAUGAUUGACAAGGACGGUCACUUCCUGUCUCUGUUACUGACACCACACGGGAUAAACAUACCAUACAGCCUGAACUAUGAUGAUAAAACUCACCUUCUCUGGGUCGGAUCAUGGUACACCAACACAGUGUCUGUAUAUAGAUAUCUACAGAGGAGGUACUCUCUGACUGACUAUCCAGGCAGAGGAAGAGGACAACAGAGAAGAAUCUGACUCUGAUGACGAGGACGCCAGAGAAGAAUCUGACUCUGAUGACGAGGACGCCAGAGAAGAAUCUGACUCUGAUGACGAGGACGCCAGGGGGAAAUCUGACUCUGAUGACGAGGACGCCAGGGGGAAAUCUGACUCUGAUGACGAGGACGCCAGGGGGAAAUCUGACUCUGAUGACGAGGACGCCAGAGAAGAAUAUAACUCUGAUGACGAGGACGCCAGGGGAAAAUCUUACCCUGAUGAUGAGGACGCCAGGGGAAAAUCUGACUCUGAUGACGUGGACGCCAUGAGGAGAAGUUGAUCCUAAAACAUGUUGCCAGCGGUGUAUCUUGGUAUGACAUACGAUUCCCAAUACCAUUCCUUCAGCCACUAAAUCUGAUCUACAUUUCCUCAUCUAGUGAUGAUGGACAUUGAUUACAUUUCCUCAUCUACUGAUGGUGGACACUGCAUGAUUACAUUUCUUCAUCUAGUGAUGGUGGACACUGAUUAUAUUUCUUCAUCUAGUGACGGUGGACAUUGAUUACAUUUCUUCAUCUACUGAUGAUGGACAUUGAUUACAUUUCCUCAUCUAGUGAUGAUGGACAUUAAUUAUAUUUCCUCAUCUAGUGAUGUCGGACACUGAUUACAUUUUCUCAUCUAUUGAUGGUAGACAUUGCUUACAUUUCCUCAUCUAGUGAUGGUGGACACUGAUUACAUUUCCUCGUCUAGUGAUGGUCGACACUGAUUACAUUUCCUCAUCUACUGAUGGUGGACACUGCAUGAUUACAUUUCUUCAUCUAGUGAUGGUGGACACUGAUUAUAUUUCUUCAUCUAGUGACGGUGGACAUUGAUUACAUUUCUUCAUCUACUGAUGAUGGACAUUGAUUACAUUUCCUCAUCUAGUGAUGAUGGACAUUAAUUAUAUUUCCUCAUCUAGUGAUGUCGGACACUGAUUACAUUUUCUCAUCUAUUGAUGGUAGACAUUGCUUACAUUUCCUCAUCUAGUGAUGGUGGACACUGAUUACAUUUCCUCGUCUAGUGAUGGUCGACACUGAUUACAUUUCCUCAUUUAGUGAUGGUGGAUACUGAUUACAUUUCCUCAUCGAGUGAUGGUGGAUAUUGAUUACAUUUCCUCAUCUAGUGAUGGUGGACACUCAUUACAUUUCCUCAUCUAGUGAUGGUGGACAUUGAUUACAUUUCCUCAUCUAGUGAUGGUGAACAUUGAUUACAUGUACUUUUCUAGUGAUGGUGGACAUUGAUUACAUUUCCUCAUCUAGUGAUAGUGGACAUUGAUUACAUUUCCUCAUUUAGUGAUGGUGGACCUUAAUUACAUUUCCUCAUCUAGUGAUGGUGGACAUUGAUUACAUUUUCAUUUCAGCUCGAUGUUAUGUAUGGUUAUUAUUAAGAAAUAUUAAAUCAUGUAUUUCCAUAGAA